Nelumbo nucifera (sacred lotus) is the source of this 381-nucleotide messenger RNA. NCBI's taxonomy places the organism in Eukaryota, Viridiplantae, Streptophyta, Magnoliopsida, Proteales, Nelumbonaceae. The record is from RefSeq and is a predicted model, not a curated record.
AUGGCUACUCCCAUGGAGCCAUACCUCAAGCUCAAGAAAGAGGAAGGAGAGCUAUUGAAGAAUGCUAGACGCUUUCGACAACUUGUUGGUAGUUUAAUCUACUUAACUAUCACAAGACUAGAAAUUUCAUAUUCUAUAGGUGUUAUUUCUCAGUUUAUGCAAAAUCCAAGAACUCAUCAUUUAGAUGCUGCCAAAAGGAUUUUGCGAUAUGUAAAGGGCUCGCCUGCUUAUGGUCUUAUGUACAAGAAAGGAGGUGACUUUGUCUUAAGAGGAUUCACUGAUGCAGAUUGGGCAGGUGAUGCAGUCGAUCGUCGUUCAACUUCAGGGUAUUGCUUCAGUCUUGGUUCAGCUGUUGUUUCAUGGUGUAGUAAGAAACAAUGA